AUUGCGUAACGAAGUACCCUAUCCCUAGGAAUUUAUAUCAAAUGACUCAGUGGGCGUCUGCUGGCUUUCAGAUUUGUGAUAAUUCGAGUCCUUCAAAUUGGUUCUGAACUUUAACAGAUGAACAAGGGAUUGAAUUGAUGGCUUGAGAAAAAUGACUAAUUUAGUACUGGUGUUUGCUGCUUUAAAUCUAUUACCUCUUUUUGUGUUGGUUUUAUCUGCAGACUACAAUACGUUCUUGGAUGGUGAACAAAAAAAUUACGAUCGUAAUGUUACCACUACAAUAAACCCAAAAUGCCCCGCAAAUGAAUGUGUGAAUUUCACUCUUGUUCAUGUUCAACAAGAAGGAAUUGCUGAUGUUCUCCAUCACAUUUGGACCAUGGAAAAUGUUCCCACUUUCUUUUAUGCCAGAACAGAAUUGAAUACUGAAAUGUUGAUUGAUUGGGAAAAGAUGUUGUCAGGAAACUACAGUCAAGCCAUAAGCUUUAACAAGGAACCACAAUAUUUUGCUGCAGUUCUUAUAUUCAAAUUUUUUAUGUAUAAUGAUCUCAAUGAUACUGGUGUGAUUCCAGAAACAGACAACUUUGACAUCGUCUCAUACAGUACCAAGAAGAUGUCAUGGGAACUCAAAUCAUCCAACUGUUCAGGGAAUGUUUCUGCUUCUGUGGCAUUCCGCUUAAGCAGCUAUGAUGGAGUAGAACUGGAUUCCUCUUCCAACAUUGAGAUAACUUUAACAGCAUAUGGAACUCGAGGUCGAAGCCCCAUACUGCCUCACUUAGCCUUCACAGAGAAUUCCACUCAGGUAGACUUCGUCUUCGAUCACGUAGAAACUAAAGAAUCUUUUACCAACGCACGGUUGGCCAUGGAAUUGGCAGCUGUUGUAUCCGAACCUGAUAGUCGGUUUACUCUCAACGUUUCGCAAAGCUUAGACGAUGAAUACACUCCUGGCGUCUUUAAGCUCAUGGAAGUUCAUUCAGCCUUAAAUCAACACUGGAUUCAAUGGCGACCAGUGUGCUACACCUCAACUCAACGUGAUAUCGGAGAUUCCACUGGCCUCUACCAAACUGAAAUAAGAAAUGUUUCGGACGAUAAUAUUCUUGACAACACGCUCCUGGAGUGGUUAUCAUUGGAUUUGGAUACGCGCUUUUUAUUAAUGAAGGGUUUCAAUGUGUCUUUUGGCGUUGAGGGUGACGGUUUUUAUCGUGCUUCGAAUUACACAGCUUGGACCUUGGUUACUGGCCACGGAAGACCAGUCGGCGAUCAGUUCUCGCUGAUGGUGAUAUUAGUCAUGGCAAUCGGAUUAGGGUUGCCCGCAAUCGUUCUCAUUCUAGGUGGCGCAGCCAUAGCCUUGCGAAACCAUAGAAACAGCAAAGAUGAUUUGUUGCUGAGUGAUUGAGUUGAUUUGGAUUUUAACCAAAGUGAAACUCGAGUAUCUUAAGACAAAUGAUUCGCUUCCUUUCUCGGUUUCUCUCCACUGUUAUUCUGACGCAUUUCAUAAUCUUUUCUGUCUUGAGCGAAAUAUUUGCCUUUGUGUGUACAUACGAUAUCGAAAUAAAAAAGUGAAACUGUA
Daphnia pulicaria is the source of this 1567-nucleotide messenger RNA. Its product is annotated as glycosylated lysosomal membrane protein A-like. The transcript is spliced from 5 exons. The record is from RefSeq and is a predicted model, not a curated record. Bases 152 to 1393 code for a protein of 413 amino acids. Gene Ontology annotation, cellular component: lysosome. Lineage: Eukaryota; Metazoa; Arthropoda; Branchiopoda; Diplostraca; Daphniidae.